Messenger RNA from Camelina sativa (false flax), 2047 nucleotides. The record is from RefSeq and is a predicted model, not a curated record. NCBI's taxonomy places the organism in Eukaryota, Viridiplantae, Streptophyta, Magnoliopsida, Brassicales, Brassicaceae.
UCCAUCUCAUUUAGAGUAUCUUAUCCUACCAAACAAAUACCUUCGUCGAAUAACAUAUUUCCUCUGGUUGUUUCCCACCUGUUAUGUCCAAAUCGAGUAUACUCUGGAUUUUAAUCUGAGUUUUUUUUUUUCUGUUUUUCCCAAGUUCUUCAGUUCCAUCUUCCGUAACUGAGUUUCAAUUAAGCUUUCAAAGGUCCAAUUAAUCAUCACCCAUGUACCGCCAUGUCUUCCUCGAUAGAUACUCUGAUCAAAGCUAUGUCGCUAGAAGAAGCUGAUGAACCCUUCAUCUUGCCGGACCUUCCUCAGUUCUCAUCAAGAGAUACCAAUUCAAUGAGUCUGAUGGGAAGACUUCUUAAUCCCGACUGUCAAAACGUAUCAGAUAUUGUCCUUGAUAUGCCAAGGAAGUGGCUCAUCUAUGAUCACGUUAGGGGAGUUGCUCUCUCGAGAGAUAAGUUCCAAUUCAUCUUCAAAUAUGAACAGGAUUUGGAAAAGAUUCUCAAUUUGGGAGCGCAUACGUAUAAUCAAUGGUCUCUUCUGCUACAAAGGUGGGUUGAAAUACCUCCACCGAAUUAUCUUCAAUCAACUCAGAUUUGGGUACAAAUUCGCAAUAUCCCUGUUAAUCACCAUACGAAGGAAGUGAUUACGGUCUUCACAGAGUUCGCAGGUCCAGUCAUCCAAGUAGAGUAUGAUCCUUCCAUAUCUCAGAAUAAGGACUUUGUGAGGGCUGAGAUUCUCUUUGAUGUCUCGAAAUCCCUUCGGAGAUCCAAAGUAAUCAAUCUCCCGUCUGGUGAAGCAAUUACAAUUGUUUACGACUAUGAAAGGAUCCAGAAGAGAUGCUACUUCUGCCAACGUCUCACACACGAACGUGAAAAGUGUCCUCUGUUCUUACAAAAGCAAAAAGAGCUCAAAGGGAAAGAUAAACUUAACCUGGUUCAUGACAGGUCUAUGGUUCUAUCCUCCUUCAACUUUCCAGAUAUGAUUAUGCAAGUAGAAUCGGUAACUGAUCCUCUACUCGAAAAGAUUAACACUCCAACCUUGCCUUAUCUACUUGCAUAAUCAAAUGAAAAUCCACUUGAACCUCUUGACAAGAGAUGUCCAGCAGAAGAAGAAGUAUUUUGUUCUGAGAAUCUUACUUCACAUACCUCCUCGCAUACGACUACAAAUCAAUUACCUGAAGCGGAUAACCUUUUUGAAGUCCCAAUGGAAUCUUCGUAUGUUUUUGAUGUUGUUAACUCUGAAGCGGGAACCUCUGGGACAUCAAAGACAAAUUCCAACUAUAAAAGGAUCUCCUCGAAGCCAGCAAGAAUUAAACGAGUUGAUUUUUACUUCUUAAACCUACAGUUUGGAUAGGAUUUGUAGUUUUUUAAGAUUAUUCCAACCCUAUACUUCUCGUUUCUUAACCCUCUUCAAGGUGUCCCUUUGAACCGAUUAAUCCCAACCCUUUCAACAAUCACCGUAAUCAGGAACAACAAAUAAGAGAUGAAGAGUUUGAAGCAGCAGAACCGGACCUUAUUUUACAACCAUCAAGCCCAGUCGCUCAAGUUCCGGUCAUCAAUGAGGCGAUACAACAGAACCAGAAAGCUCAACCUAAGAGGAAUUCAGGUCCUUACUUUGCUCUAGCUUUUCCUCAUUUUGAACUCUCUGGUAAAGAAGAAUCGACAAGAUCGAAUUCAGAUGGAGGUAAACGUCCCAAAAUCCAAACUAAUUUCGAAACAGGAGAAUGCUCAAAAAGAAGAUUGGACAUUAAUCCUACGAAAGAACUCCCUAUGAAGAAACGUUCAAGCUUACCAGAUCAUGGAAAAAAGGUUAAUCAUGAACCUCCAAACCCCCUUUGAUCACUCUACCAAGUUCUUUCAAGAUACUCUUUUUGUUGUAAUUAGUUCACAAUCAGUUUAGGCAUGAUGGCCAUUAGGUACUGUUUUUUGAUGAUGCGCAUAGCUAUGUUCACGGAAUAGGAAGGCUAUGCACAUACUAGUGGAUGACAAUGUUAAAUUAGGCUCUCCUUACCCUUCUUUUGUUCAAACAGGAUGUCAUCUAUACUCUGUAA